Messenger RNA from Bursaphelenchus okinawaensis, 3808 nucleotides. The record is from the annotation of a GenBank genome assembly. NCBI's taxonomy places the organism in Eukaryota, Metazoa, Nematoda, Chromadorea, Rhabditida, Aphelenchoididae.
AUGUGUAGUCGCUUCAAACUAGUGUUCGUCGUUUUCAUCGUCGCUCUGACAUUUGAUGCUGGAUUUGUUGUCAAUGCUGGUAAGAAGACUUAAAAAGAUCAUCAGGUCUGAUCCCCAGCCCCAUAACCAGCCCCAGCUCUAAUUUUAUCUCCAUCUUUAGCCCGGUUCGAGACUGGGCCGGGCCGAAGCAACUCUUAAACGCAGCCCAAGCUUCAGCCCUUGAUUCAUUCUUAGCACCAGCUAGUCCGUGCCAGCCCCAAUCAGCCCAACCCCCUACCCCAGCCUCAGUUCUCUGACAGAAUCCUAGCACCAGUUAGCCCCAGCACUAGCUUCAGCUUCACUUCACACCAGAGCUGCUUGGGGCCGAGCCAAGCCGAAACAAUUUUUAAGCAGACCGGGCCGAGCUGUACGGUUCGAAAAUAGACUUUGUUAUUAUUUUAUGAUGAUGAAUGGUGUCAAAAUGCUAAAGCUGACGGUUGUAAAUUGAUGCUUAAUGUUACCUUAUUUUCAGUACCGAAAAACUGUGAACAUUACAAUGCACCAUGUAAGUUUGAUCUCUUCGUGUUUGAUUUUUUAUGAAAAUUACAUGAUUUCAAAAAAUUUCAAAGAAUUUUGAUAUGACUAACUUGUUCAAUAUUCAUAUAUCAAUGUUGCUACCUGUCUUAGUGCUUAAAAACGUUUUUUAGAUGGUUUUUUCAAACGCAAAAGUCCCACAAGCGAAGAUGUGCCACAACAUUUUAAAGCACCAUGCCUGGAAGGAGAAGAUUGUCAGAUUGUGACGGUGCAAAACUUCUCCAUUUUCAUGGAAGGAUACAAUGACAGAUGGGGCCACCAUGAUUUUAUGAACAUCAGAUCGUGUAACUUUUUUUCCCCUACGGCUAUUUUAUACUUUGUUCAAAUAAUUCAGUGCCCUCUAUCUUUAAAAAUUUGAGAAGGAGCACAGAAUUAUGUGAAAAACCUAAACAAUAAAAAUCGAUUGUUUUUUCUUCAGAUUACCACCGUGAAGACGGUAAAUGGUCGACUGGCGACUACAUGAAGGGAGACAAAAAAGACAAGUAAAAUAUUAACAUUUUUUUGUCAAAUUUGCCAUUUUGAAUGAACAAUGGCAUUUUAAAAAUAAUUUUAAUUUAAAAAUAUUUUUUAUGUUUGUAUUAAAUAGUUUUAAAAAUUUAAUUUUUUGUUAUAAUUGCUGUUCCAGAUGGCAAUGGCCUCCAUAUCGUACCUUAUCACAGCAUCCGGUCGUGAUGGACGGCGAAUACAAGUACAUGUGCCAAAUUUGGACCGACCAUCUUGAGUUUUAUGGAAUGUCGUAAGUGUUUGAAUUAGGGCAGGUCUAUAAUAGAGCUAGGAUAAACUAUAAUUAGACUAGGAUAGUGCCAUAGUAGGACUAAGGUGAAGCUGUAAAUUGGUUUAGGUUAGAGUUUUACUCGAACUAGAACAAGGCUAUAAAAAAGCUAGAUUAGGUCUAUAAUAGGGCUAUGACAGAGCUGUUACAAGGUUGUGAUAGUGCUAGGACAAAUCUUUAAGAGGACUAGAAUAGAGAUAGCACAGGGGCUAUCAUAGAGCUAAGACAAGGUUAAAACAGGUAUGUAAUUAAGCUAGAGUGAAGCUAGAACAAGGCUUUAACAGGGCUAAAUUAGGACUAGUCUAAGGCUAUAAUAAGGCUAGGGCAGGGCUUAAAAAGGCUAAGGAAAGAAUAGGAUAGGGCUAAGACAGGGUUAUGAUAUGGCUAUUACCUAUAUUAAGACUACGACAGGGCCAAGACAGGGCUGUAAUUGAGCUAGAACAGGGUUAUAAUACGGGUGUGGUUAGGCUAUAUAAAGGCUAAGUUAGAGUUAUGAUAAGGCAAAGAACAGGCUGUAAUAAAGCGUAGACAGGACUAUAGUAUGGUUAGGGUAUAGUAGUUUGUCCUUUUUACAAUUUUUUUAAAGCUUUUUUAUGAUUUUUUUAUAAAUAUAGUAUACUGUAUCUUUUUAGAACAGAAGUAGUCAAAAUAUCCAGAGGAAAAAGUUGGCGCCUUCACAUUCGCUUAGAAGAAACAUUGUCACCGGAGGAUGUUAAGCAAGCCGUCAUCUUCGAAGGCUACAUCUUUAUCGACAAAGAGCGGGUGUUCGACAUUCGUGGUUUGAUGGAUUCGGAAAUAGUAAAAACUACCGAUGUUACAUCGGAUCGGUGGGUGUUUUUAAUAUAAAAAAAGGGAGGGGUAGUACAGAGUAAGGUAGGUCAAGGCAGAAAGAGAAGGUCAGGGCAAGGCUAAUCAGAACAGUCAAGGAAGGGAAAAGCACGGUACGGCACAGUUGGGCGGGGCAAGAGACACUAGGGCUUGGCGGGGCCGGGCAGGGCAGGACAAAGAAAGGGCUGGCAGGGCAUGGAAAAAAGAAAGCACAGGGCUGGGCUGGGAACAGCAAGACAAAGCAUGUAAAACAAGGCGGGUCAGAGCAAAAAAAGGCAGGAAAAGAAGCUAGGCUAUGGCGGGGAUAGGUAAAGCAGGAAAAAAGGACAAAGCAAGGCAAGCCAAGCCAAGCCAAGGCAAGGCAGGGCAGCGAAAGGGUGAAAGCCGUAAACAAAGGAGAGAGGUCCCGUUUAUACAGAACGUAAUAUACGCUGGGUUUAGUUUAAAAUCUAUUAAAUUAGACAAUUUCAGACCUGGCAAAGCUAGUGGAACGUUUAAAGCGAGUACGUACAACGUUGUUCAAGCCAAUCACAUAACACAGGACUUUGCUAACUAAAUUAAAGAGGCUUGCUUUGUAAGGAGUUUCAUGUUUCAUUCUGAAACGUUACUGUAUAGAUUUGUUAAGUAUAAAAUGACAAAAACUCUCUUUACAGUUUAGCUUUUAUAGAGAGGAGCAGAUAAAUCAUGUGCCAUUGACAUUACUACACGCCAACUCACGAGCCUCGACUACGGUGGCGUUGUUUUUACAAUCAAUGGUUUGAUAGUACAGCAGCGUUGGUUUUUGUAAGUUUGAAAGGGGUUUGAGCUGAAUAAAUGAAAUGAAAUGAAAUACCCUGAUGUUCCGUACCGUACUCUACUCUACUUUACCUGCCUUACUCUACCCUGCCCUACCCUACCCCACCCUAGUCUACCAUGUCCUACCGUACAACUCGUACCUAGACCCUAUUUUUCAAUUUUAAAAUUUGAUUUUUAGGAGUUUUUGCGAUUGGGUACCAGUAUACUUCAUUCGUCACGUCCACUUUCCUCCAAAGUAAGUUGUUUCCGAAACUGUUAUUACCUUUUGUUUGACCAAGAUAUCUUUAGCUUAACUAUAACAUUGUUAAUUAUCUUUAGUUUGGUCUAUCAUUUUGGCGACAUUCCAAUGCUGCAGACCCAUGGUAAAACUUUCACAUGGAAAUUGUGAGUUGUACUUUUUGAAAUGGGCAUGGGUGACAACUUUAAUAUUUUUUUUGUUUAGCUUCUCUUAAAAGAUUUCCUUGCUUACCAACUUUGACUUUCAGCAAUCGGUUUACGUUUCAAACAUACACGUACCACCGCAACACCUUCAUGCCAGUCGUUAAGCCAGACGAUCAGAUUUUUGAAUUUGCCAAAACCAAAACCACGCCAGCUCCACUAUCUGCUACAUCGACCAAACCACUGUCCACCUUUACUCCGAAACCCCUGUUACCCAUAACCAGGGAUCCAGCCAAAGCUGACGAAGUUGACGAUCGUGAUUACACGGACGAACCCACGGUGGAGACGACUAUGGAUGAGGACUAUCUUAUAACCGAUGAACUGGUAUAUGAAGACGCUUCCUAUGCUUUGAUGGUACCUUUUGUCUGCAUUGGGAUUGGAAUGAUAGUACUCUUGGGCUGA